GAAGAUACUGAAAGACAUCAUGGGAGACCACGGAUCAACAAUUACAACUUCUUCUCCAAAGUUGGCAUCUCCUCUUCUUUCUCAGGACCUCUGGCAGUCACCCAGGACCUGACCUCCACUUUUGGGCUGGACCUGCUCUUUUUGGAGGGUGGAUUCCUGAGGAAGAGCGUCUCCGACUUCUCCCUGCUCAGCCA
Zonotrichia albicollis (white-throated sparrow) is the source of this 194-nucleotide messenger RNA. The record is from RefSeq and is a predicted model, not a curated record. NCBI's taxonomy places the organism in Eukaryota, Metazoa, Chordata, Aves, Passeriformes, Passerellidae.